ACUGAUGAAACAGAGACAUUGACUAUGACUGUGAAUUAUGAGGCACCAGCGGCAUCAGUUAAUUGGGACAUGCUAUUUCGUCUCCAAACGCCGAUUCGCCACCAAAUACAGCGGCCGAGUGGUUGGCGAAGCCCAAAAUGGCCGUGCAGUCGCCGUCAAAGUUGAAGCCCCCGAAGACCUUCUCAAAGAUGUCAGGGGCUACGCUCUACCACGCCAUUAUCUCAUCUGUAAAGUAUCCAGAAUCCUUCAGUCUCCAGCCUCCUCUGACCCCUUCUUCGAACUCUCCGAGUAUCUGAACACUUUAGCCCUAACCAUAACCACCUCAGAAGCCAGUGAAAUCCUCAAAGCCCUCAAAUCCCCUCGCAAAGCCCUCGAAUUCUUCCGCUUCUGUUCCUCAUCAAUCCCCGGUUUUAGACAUGAUUGCUUCACCUACAAUCGACUUCUUACCAUUUUGGCCAAGUCGUCUGCGCCCGAUUCUAUCCAACUUGUUCGUGGGAUUGUCGAUGAGAUGGAGCAAUUGGGUAUGAGAGGUAGCAGUUCCACUGUCAAUAUCUUGAUUGGGAUCUUUGGGAGCAGCAUAGAAUGGGCUAUGGAGCUGGAGAAGUGUUUGGGUUUUGUCAAGAAAUGGGACCUCAGUUUCAAUUCUUAUACUUAUAAGUGUCUUCUUCAAGCCUAUCUAAGGUUCAAUGAUUCCUCCAGAGCGUUUGAGGUUUACACAGAGAUUAGGAGGCGUGGAUAUAAACUUGAUAUCUUUGCAUAUAAUAUGUUGUUGGAUGCUCUGGCCAAAGAUGAAAAGGUUGAGCAGGCUUACAAAAUUCUCAGUGAUAUGAAGCGGAAGCAUUGUGAACCCGAUGAAUAUACAUACACAAUUAUGAUAAGAAUGACUGGAAAGAUUGGAAAACCAGAGGAAUCUCUUUCGCUGUUUCAGGAGAUGAUUAUGAAGGGUUGUACUCCUAACUUGAUUGCUUACAACACUAUGAUCCAGUCACUUUCUAAGAACCGGAUGGUAGACAAAGCAGUAUUUCUCUUCUCCAAAAUGGUUGAGAGCAACUGCCAACCAAAUGAAUUUACGUACAGUGUGAUUCUGGAAGUUCUGGCAGCAGAAGGGAAGCUUGGAAGACUGGAUGAGGUUUUAGAAGUAUCAAAGAAAUUUAUGAACAAGUCAAUUUAUGCAUAUCUUGUGAGGACACUGAGCAAGUUAGGACAUGCAAGUGAGGCCCACAGGGUAUUUUGUAACAUGUGGAAUUUUCAUGAUAGUGGGGAUAGGGAUGCUUACAUGUCCAUGUUGGAGAAUCUAUGCAGUGCUGGAAAAACGGUAGAGGCCCUGGAACUACUUAGUAAGAUUCAUGAGAAAGGAAUCAGCACUGAUACCAUCAUGUAUAACACACUAUUCUCAGCUCUUGGCAAGUUAAAGCAGAUACCAUACAUUCAUGAUCUUUACGAACAGAUGAUGAGAGAUGGUCCUUGCCCUGACAUAUUCACCUACAAUAUUCUGAUCGCCAGUUUUGGUAGAGCUGGCAAAGUUGAUGAGGCCAUUAAAAUCUUUGAGGAAAUGGAGAAGAGCAGUUGUAAUCCUGAUGUUAUCACUUACAAUUCUUUGAUUAACUGUCUUGGAAAAAAUGGUGAUCUUGUCGAAGCUCACAUGCGGUUCAAGGAGAUGAAAGAAAGGGGAUUGAAUCCUGAUGUAAUCACGUACAGCACACUCAUUGAAUGUUUCGGCAAGACCAACAGAGUAGAGAUGGCUUGCAGGUUUUUUGAUGAGAUGCUUGCUGAGGGUUGCUAUCCCAACGUUGUGACUUAUAACAUUUUACUUGAUUGUCUUGAGAAAAGUGGAAAGACAGCUGAAGCACUGGAUCUGUAUGCAAAACUGAAACAGCAGGGAUUAACUCCAGAUUCUAUCACAUAUGCAGUCCUUGAACGUUUGCAGAGCGGAUUACAUAGGACGGUCAGAAUACGCAGGCAGAACCCUAUUACAGGCUGGGUCGUAAGCCCGAUAAGAUGAUUAAAACAGUAGGGCAAAACAUGUGUUACAGGCAUUUGCUGUUAAUAGGUUUUGGCCCAUGUUACCUUGAGGAUCAGGGAUGAUUGAGGAGUUCUUAAGGGGAAUUGGUAACUGUAUUUGGAGAAAUGAAUUCAUUCAAGUGAACUUGGGAAUGGUACUGAUGGGUGAUAAGAUGCGCGUAAAUUGACUGAGAUGGUUUUGUCUAGUUCAGUGAGGAUCAACUAGAGCACCAGUGAGGAGUGAUGUGCAAAUUGGUGUUAGAACGACGACUAAUGGGAGGGCAGAGAUGAGCUGGUAAAAGUAGUGAGAAGCGACUGAAUUGCUUACGAGUGGACACCAGGUAUGGCCUGGAAUCUGAUAUGUAGUUCAGAAAGUGAUACAGGGAUUUUUAGUUGCUUGCUUUGCAUCCUUACUGCAUGUGUGCCUCAACAUUUUUUGUUUUUUCAUU
Messenger RNA from Telopea speciosissima, 2450 nucleotides. RefSeq names its product pentatricopeptide repeat-containing protein At1g51965, mitochondrial. The record is from RefSeq and is a predicted model, not a curated record. Gene Ontology annotation, molecular function: protein binding. Bases 38 to 2002 code for a protein of 654 amino acids. Lineage: Eukaryota; Viridiplantae; Streptophyta; Magnoliopsida; Proteales; Proteaceae. The transcript has 2 exons.